AUGGGUCCAGGAGGUGUCAGGGGUCAGCUGUGGACCUGCCCGGGACCAGACCGGGACCUGCUGUGGACCUGCAGUGGACCUGCUGUGGACCUGCCCUGGACCUCCUGGCCUGUUUGUCUUGUCGUCCAUUCUCCGACAACAGAAACACACAAUACUUUAGACUUCCUCCUCGUUGACCUCCCAUUGUGGCGGCGGCUGAAGAGGUGGCUGAGCUCAGUCUGCCGCUACACACACUACUACAGCCCCAAGUACUGCCACGCCAAGGUUUACUGCCCCCUCAAGCUCUACAGCCCUGGACAGCAGCGCUUUCUCCAGUGA
Molecule: messenger RNA, 318 nt
Organism: Knipowitschia caucasica
Lineage: Eukaryota; Metazoa; Chordata; Actinopteri; Gobiiformes; Gobiidae
Source: the annotation of a GenBank genome assembly